Molecule: messenger RNA, 1488 nt
Organism: Cylindrotheca closterium
Lineage: Eukaryota; Bacillariophyta; Bacillariophyceae; Bacillariales; Bacillariaceae
Source: the annotation of a GenBank genome assembly
AUGUGGCACGUCUACGUGAGAGCAAGACACGCCAAGCGGGUGGACCGGGCAUUACGCCUGUGGCUUCACCCCUCGACUCCAAAGAAAGAUUUUCCGUGGUGCGCCGUCACCCACUACAUCAGCGAUUGGAAGGCAGCUCAAAAUGGGAUAAUCAGUGUCAAGGCUGUUGGUCCAGUGAAGGAUGAGAAUCUGACCAUGAUUUCGAAGCACAACAAUUUUGUUGAACUUACCCAGGCCAAGUACUGCCCAGUCGAGAUCCCAGGAAUGCUUAAACAGGCGACCACAAAAGAUUUUGGCCCUCGCACCUGUUUGUCCAUGUUCCUCUCGGUCAAGGCACGGUCAUUGCACGCUGAUAAAGUUGCUGCUGCCGAUGUGGAUACCGAUUCCGACUCUGACGAUUCUCUCCUUGAUGACAUCUCUCACAAGUUUACAAAAGUGUCGACCAAAGGGAAGACGAAGAUAAAGAAGAAAGUCCCAAAAACUUCUAAGCAUCUGUCUCUUGAGAACGAGGGCCCUGUUCUGACACCAGCGCAACAGCGCCGGGCCCGAGAGUCGGAAAGGAAGCGAAAAAUGGACCUGGAGAAUAAUGUCCCAAGCCCGCUGUUCAUCAUGGUUCUACCUGGCGAAAUGGAAGGGACUUAUCUCUUCAUCAGCCGUUUGAAAGUUCUGGGCAAAUGGUUCCCUAAGUCUCUCAUCCACACGACACGCCGCAAGGAACUUGUGUGGUGCUUGGAGACUCUACGGGCACGACCAGCCGACCAAACUCAACAGGGCGUUGACGAAGCUAUUGACUUUCUGGAUGGCUUUGGCUCUGAUCCUCUUGAUGUCGGUGAAGCAAAGUUGGAAUUUGAUAUGGAUAUGGCAGACGCUAAAGAUAUUGACGACGGAGCUACGGUCGCUGGCGCCAUGGAUGAGUUGCUGGAAAAGGAUAGUCAACUGGAGGCUGCUAUCACGGAGAUUGAAUUCAAGGACAAUCUCUUGUCCGAACAGAAUUCUGCUUUGGAGGCCGAACGAUUACGAUCUGAACAUGGGCCUUCCAACAAGUCGCCUACGGAGGAGGAUGUUCCUCCCCCAGAAAAGCCACACUCACCGUCCACUCCGGCACGAUCCAACAAGCUAGGUCCCCUCACCUCCCCACUGCCGGGAUCUCCUUCUCCGGCACCUGGGCCCAAGACAAUGUUACCACCUCAGAGUGCUGCCACUCGCCCCAAAUCCUUUGUCGAGUCAGUGACCCCGGACCAAGCCCCGAGGACGGCACCUACAGCACAUCCUCCCAAGCGGGACGGUGGUCCCAAUGCAGAGUCUAUCACUCCGUCCUUGACUGACACUCAAGGUUCGGGGAGUCAAUCCGAUGCAUCUACCCCGUCGGUCUUCCCCAUCUUCCGCCACCCUCAUCAGUCUCCUCCCUCCGUCCCGGUUAAGGGCAAGAAGGGUAAGAAGACACCAUUGGCCAACCGUGGAGCUUCCCGCUCCACGGCAGGGCAAUGA